Messenger RNA from Trypanosoma cruzi, 639 nucleotides. RefSeq names its product mucin TcMUCII, putative. The transcript has a single exon. Bases 1 to 639 code for a protein of 212 amino acids. Lineage: Eukaryota; Euglenozoa; Kinetoplastea; Trypanosomatida; Trypanosomatidae. The record is from RefSeq and is a predicted model, not a curated record.
AUGAUGACGACGUGCCGUCUGCUGUGCGCCCUGUUGGUGCUUGUCCUGUGCUGCUGCCUUUCCGUGUGCGCAUCAGACACGCAGUCGACUGAAGUUGUAACUGGUAGAAGCGGCGGCAGCCCACCGUCCGCUCCACCGUCACUUGCAUCAGGGAGAUCACAUGAGGGGGCCGGUCCGUCAGGGCCGCCACGUCCGGAAUCCGGUGCGGUACCGGAAAAGGUUGACAGAGAAGGAACACCUUUGGAUGGUAAGUUAACGCUAUCAAAUGAAGCAACCAUUACCGUAGAGACAGCAGAUAGGAACGGUGCGACAGCGCCUGGGAGUGCACACACAAGUCUCUCAGCAGACCAAACAGACAAUCAGCCGACUGAAGCUUCUGCCGAGACGACCACGACCACUACAAAGGCACCAACCACGACGACCACCACCACGACCAAGGCGCCAGAGGCAACACGUACGACCACUACAACCACGACUACAGAGGCGCCAACCACGACGACCACAGAGGUGCCAACUACUACGACCACCCGCGCACCGUCACGUCUUCGCGAAAUCGACGGCAGCCUCAGCAGCUCUGCGUGGGUGUGUGCCCCGCUGCUGCUCGCCGUAUCCGCGCUGGCGUACACCACUCUGGGCUGA